UCCGACCAUUUCCCGCCUUCCGGCAGCUCCGCCGCCCGCCGGACACAAUCGGGAUUUCCAAUCCCUAUGAAAUGCGACGGCCAAGCUCUCCCAAGGUCGGCCAUGGCCGUUCUUUUGAAACCCCUCCUCAAGCCACACCCAGCCCCAGUCGAGCCCAGCUCCUACGCCGCCGUCUUCCAGUCAUUCACCGGCAAGAGCCUUCUCAGGCAAGGGAAACAGCUGCACGCCCGCCUCGUCCUCGGCGGACUCUCCCCCGCCGCUUUCCUGGCCGCCAAAAUGGUCGCCAUGUACGGCAGUUCCGGCGACAUCGAUUCCGCCGCCCGGAUUUUCAAUUCCGCCGGAACCCUAACUCCUCUCCUCUUCAAUUCCAUCAUUCGCGCCUUCACUCUGUACAAAUACUCCGAGGAGACUCUCAGAAUCUAUUCUCGAAUGCAUUCUCUUAAUUUCCGCGCGGAUUACUUCACCUACCCCUUCGUAUUGAAAUCCAUGGCGGAUUUGAGCUUCCUCAGCUCCGGAAAAAGCGCACACGCCUUGAGCAUGAAGGACGGAUUGAAUUCCGACAUCUACGUCGGGACUUCGUUGAUCGACAUGUACGUGAAGUGCGGCGAGCUUGCGGAGGCCCACAAGGUGUUCGACGAAAUGCCUCUGAAAGAUAUAUCUUCAUGGAACGCUUUGAUCUCCGGAAACAUGCGAGACGGCAUCGUCGGCGUUGCCCGUAAACUGUUCGACGAAAUGCCGUGGCGAAAUAUCGUGUCGUGGACGAGCAUGAUCUCCGGCUACACGCAGAACGGUUUCGCCGGAGAUGCUCUGCAAAUUUUCGACGAAAUGCGCAAGGAUGGAUCGGAAGUGAAGCCGAAUUGGGUGACGAUUACAAGCAUUUUGCCGGCAUGUGGCCAAUCGGCAGCGCUGGAUCGCGGCCGAGAGAUUCAUUGUUUCGCUCGGGAGAAGGGUUUCGAUUCGCAUCCGUCGGUGCAGACCGCACUCGUCGGGAUGUACGCGAAAUGCGGGAGUCUACCGGAGGCGCGGCGGUGUUUCGAUACGUUAAACCCGGAUGCAAAGAAUUUAGUCGCUUGGAACACAAUGAUCGCCGCAUAUGCAUCGCACGGACACGGACUAGAUGCGGCGACGAUGUUCGAGGAGAUGAUCAAAGCCGGGAUUCGUCCCGACGGAAUUACGUUCACCGCUUUGUUGUCGGGAUGCAGCCAUUCUGGCCUUGUCGACAUCGGGUUGAGAUAUUUCGACGCGAUGAGUUCCAUGUAUCUAAUUGAGAAAAGCCCCGAGCAUUACGCUUGCGUCGUGGAUCUUUUGGGUCGCGCCGGGAGAUUAUCCGAGGCAUACGAGCUAAUCCUCCGUAUGCCGGUGCUGGCCGGGGCGGGGGUUUGGGGUUCGCUGCUGGCGGCGUCGCGAUCGCAUCGUAAUCUCGAAAUUUCCGAAUUGGCGGCUAAAAGGUUGUUCGAUCUCGAACCCGGGAACAGCGCGAGCUACGCCGUGCUCUCGAAUAUGUAUGCGGAGGCCGGCAUGUGGGACGAAGUCGACAAGUUGCGGGAUCGGCAGAAAUCGCAAAACGUUAAGAAGAACCCGGGAUGCAGUUGGAUCGAGCUCGACGGGAAAGUUCAUUUCUUUCUCGCCGGAGACGCGUCGACGGACAAAAUCAACGCGUUCUUGGAGGGGCUUCCGGAGAAGAUGAAGGCGUCGGGGUAUGCGCCGGACGUUAGCUGUGCGUUGCACGACGUGAGCGAGGAGGAAAAAGAGCGAUCUUUAAUGUCGCAUAGCGAGAAAUUAGCCGUGGCGUUUGGGCUAAUCAACACGGCGCCGGGUACGGCGCUCCGUGUCACCAAGAACAUUCGGAUUUGCCGGGAUUGCCACACGGCGAUCAAGUUCAUCUCCAAGGCGUACGAUCGUGAGAUCGUCGUGAGGGAUGUGAAUCGGUUUCAUUUUUUUAAAAACGGCGUGUGCUCUUGCAGCGACUAUUGGUGAAAAUUAGCGUAGUUUCGACUCGCGAAAAAUUCUCGGAUUUGGUUUUAGGUCGAUAGGUUUAGGUAACGAAGUUACCCAGUCUCGGCCUAACACCCAACAUCAGAAACUACGUGACUCUUUUAUCAUUUUAAGACGGUAAUUUGAA
This is a messenger RNA of Andrographis paniculata, 2122 nucleotides long. RefSeq names its product pentatricopeptide repeat-containing protein At3g46790, chloroplastic-like. The coding region runs from base 67 to 1977 and encodes 636 amino acids. Gene Ontology annotation, molecular function: RNA binding; protein binding; zinc ion binding. Gene Ontology annotation, biological process: RNA modification. The transcript has a single exon. NCBI's taxonomy places the organism in Eukaryota, Viridiplantae, Streptophyta, Magnoliopsida, Lamiales, Acanthaceae. The record is from RefSeq and is a predicted model, not a curated record.